AUGACUGACUUUGUACUCUCUGAAUAUUUGAGUAAGUUUCAGACAUCUGAUAAAACUAGCUUCAGCCCUGUAGAGAAUGCAUCGAGGGAACUUAAUGUUGUUAUAGACAAACUGGCAGUAUCACCAGAGCAGAUUGACACAGAGGAGGAGACAUUGGAGUCAUUGAUUGAUCUCUGUCAAGGAUUCCCACACUUGACGGACAAGCUACAAAUACAGUUGAGCUAUCUAAUCAGUUCUUCGUGUAAAAUCCUAUCCAAUGACAUACAGAAUAUUCUCACUGGGACAUCAAAUUUUAACGAUACAAUGGAACUAAUACCGGAAUGGAAGAGACAUCUGGAAGAAUAUGGUUAUCUCAUACAUACACUACUGUUUUUUUUGAAGGAGGAUAUCCAUAAAACUGCUUCACGGUCAGCAAAUUUAAAUAGAGGUCGGAAGGUUCCCGGUGGGAAUGUGGAAACCCAAGUGGUUGAAAAGUUUAAAUCUUCCUGUAAUCAAAUUUUGCAACUAUGUGAGACUAUAGUUGCCAUACUAAAUAUCAACUUCAAUCGUAUUUUUCAAACAACAGUAGAAAAUGAUUUGUUCAUUGGUCUGUUUACAAGACCGUUAUUCUCUCUCGUAGAGGUGGAAGCCGUAAUAAAGGUUCCUGCAUUAAACCACUCAAUAACUAGUAUCAUUGCAUUAUCAGUAAGGAAUCAUGGCCAAAGUUCUAGUGCCCAGAAUGCUAUAUUAACUAAUCUAACAUAUUUUUCGCAUCUAUCGAACUUUACCGCAGAUUUGCUCACGGUGGUUUCAAGCGAAUUUAAUUAUCCGCAAUUGACAGAAGAUAUUUUAAAGGAUAUAAGUAAUCGUGUUUUCAAUGCAAAAGAUUCAACAGGUCCAAAAUCUAUUUCAGGGUUUCUAAUCAAACUAUCUUCUCUUCUUCCGGUAGUAAUGCUGAGACAAAUGUCAUCCUUAAUAAAAUUAUUAAACAACAGUUCCAUUACAUUAAGAUGUUCCAUUGUUGAGGCAUGUGGCAAUAUAGUAAUAAAUCUUGCUAAGGAUGGGGAAUCAUUUGUGCACUAUAAGCAACAAAUAGGAGUUCUCAUUGAAUUAUUAGAAGAAAGAUUCCAAGAUUCCAAUCCUUAUGUGCGCACAAAAGCUAUUCAAGGAUGUCUGAGGAUUAUAGAUCUAAAUGUAAAGUUAAACGAGAAAAGAGCAAGCAUUACUAUGCUAGCAGUCAGAUCACUACAAGACAGGUCGUCUUUAGUGCGGAGGAAUGCAACAAAGCUCCUGUCAAAACUACUUCUGAAGCAUCCAUUCAAUUUGAUACAUGGCUCACAAUUACGUUUAUCAGACUGGAAAAUGUAUUUAUCAGUGGCUGAAGAAACAUUGGGGAAAUUAUUAGGUGAGGUUGCUCCUACUGACAGUAUCGUAGGAGAUAGUGAAACAAUUCACGGUACAGAUGAUGUCUCAAGAAUCGAAGAAGAAGCAACUGAUGUUAAUGGUAUCAAUGGCAACGCCAUCUUAAAGGCGCGCCUAAUGGUUUCAUACUAUAAGGAUGCGAUUGAAUUUAUUGAAAGUUUACACAGUAGUAUUGAUUUAAUAUCUGAUCUGCUAUUUUCAAGGAAUAGAAAUGAGGUCCUAGAAGCGAUGGACUUCUUAGUUCUUUGCGAUGCAUACGACUUAGAACCUAGUGAGCAUGGAAUAAAGAAGAUGCUUCAUCUUGUCUGGGUUAAAGGCACAAACGAUGAAGGUACAAGUAUUUCGACACAUCUUAUUUAUUGUUACAAACAGUUAUUUUUGACUGCGCCAGAUGGAGUCACUGCCAAAGAGCGUUCGGGGUAUAUAGCGAAGAAUUUAAUAGAUCUGACAGUAGAUGCAUCUGUUGCUGAUCUUGCCUCUUUAGAGAAAUUAUUAGGAAUGAUGUACCAAGAUAAUCUGAUAGAUGAAAACAUUAUCAGAGUUUUAUGGGCAAUUUACAACUCCACCCUAAAAGAUGACGUAGCUAAUAGAUUUACGAAGGAUCAACUACAUGGGUCUAUUAUAGUGUUGAGUAUGCUAGCACUUGAAAACUAUGAGAUAAUAACGAAAGGCCUAGAUUCCUUGCUGAAUAUUGGCCUGGGGGAUAUCGGUAGUAAAGACCUCAUUCUAUGCAAAUAUUCUUGUAUUGCAUUGGAAAGAAUGGUUCCAAAAAAGGAGACAACAAUCCAAUCUAUGAUUUCUAAAGCCCAGGAGGAAGUUGCAGUCAAGAAGCUGUAUAAAAAGGUCGUUAACAACACGAAAGAUUUGGCAUUUUACCCUAUGUGUGAACAAGCAAUAAAUGCCUUAUUUACCAUAUCUUCGAAACCUGACAUCGUUGGAUCCGAGCUAAUACGUGAGAAGACUAUGAUGACUUUUGGGAAACCUGAGUCAGGGGAAGAUUCAAUGAUGGUGGAUACCGAUUCAAGAGUUGUCUCCUUGAGUCAACUACUAUUUAUCGUGGGACAGAUCGCCAUUAAGACAUUAGUCUAUCUAGAGAAAUGUGAAGCUGAAUUCAAAAAGAGAAAAAUCCAAGCAGAAAUACAGAAGGGUAAGGAGAAAGACAACCAGCAAAAUGAUGCAUCUAACACGACGACGGACUCUAUUAGUAAGGACAAAGAAUUAGAAAUGAUUGGAGACACCAAUGAAGACGAUUUUACUGAUGCUAUCCAAUUUAUUAAAGAGACUGAACUUUUAUAUGGAGAAAAUUCCUUAUUUAAAAAGUUUUGCCCCAUCAUCGAAGAGAUAGUAUCUAAUUCGACCAGGUUCAAUGACGUAAUGCUUCAGAGAACAGCAACUCUUUGUAUGGAGAAACUUAUGUGCAUUUCUUCCAAGUAUUGUGAGAAAAGUCUUCCAUUACUGAUUACAGUAAUGGAAAAAAGUCCUGAUCCUAUUGUUCGUUCUAACGCCGUACUUGGCCUAGGUGAUGUAGCCGUCUGUUUCAAUAAUCUGGUGGAUGAGAAUACAGAUUACUUAUAUCGCCGUUUACAUGACGAAAAUUUAAUGGUCCAGAGAACAUGCCUAAUGACUGUUACCUUUUUGAUUUUGGCAGGCCAAGUAAAGGUAAAAGGUCAACUGGCUGAAAUGGCAAAAUGUUUGGAGAACCCUGACCAAGGUAUAAGUGACAUGUGUCGCCUAUUUUUCACCGAAUUAGCUACCAAAGACAAUGCAAUCUACAACGGAUUUAUUGAUAUUUUUAGUAACUUAUCUUCUGAUAAGAUGUUGAAACAAGAUGGGUUUAAAAAGAUUAUUAAGUUCUUAUUAUCAUUCGUUGAAAAGGAAAGACACCAGAAACAAUUAUGCGAUAAAUUAUGUAGCAGAUUAAAAAAAUGUACUACACAGGAACAAUGGGAUGACGUAGAAUUUGUCUUAAAUAAUAUAUCAUUCAAAAAUGAAAAGAUUACGGCACUUUUGGGGGAGGGUUUUAAAUUGGUUUCCGCACGUGAAUAG
Molecule: messenger RNA, 3447 nt
Organism: Maudiozyma saulgeensis
Lineage: Eukaryota; Fungi; Ascomycota; Saccharomycetes; Saccharomycetales; Saccharomycetaceae
Source: the annotation of a GenBank genome assembly